AUGAGCCUCUCCAUGAGAGAUCCGGUUAUCCCUGGGACAAGCAUGGCCUAUCAUCCGUUCCUACCUCAUCGGGCGCCGGACUUCGCCAUGAGCGCGGUGCUGGGCCACCAGCCGCCUUUCUUCCCCGCGCUAACGCUGCCUCCCAACGGCGCCGCGGCGCUCUCCCUGCCGGGAGCCCUGGCCAAGCCCAUCAUGGAUCAGUUGGUGGGGGCCGCUGAGACCGGCAUUCCAUUCUCAUCCCUGGGACCCCAGGCGCAUCUGAGGCCUCUGAAGACCAUAGAACCUGAAGAGGCCGUGGAAGAUGACCCCAAGGUGCACCUGGAGGCCAAGGAACUUUGGGACCAGUUUCACAAGCGGGGUACGGAGAUGGUCAUUACCAAGUCGGGAAGGAGAAUGUUCCCCCCAUUUAAAGUGAGGUGCUCUGGGCUGGAUAAAAAGGCCAAGUAUAUCCUAUUGAUGGACAUUAUAGCUGCUGAUGACUGUCGAUAUAAAUUUCACAAUUCUCGGUGGAUGGUGGCCGGUAAGGCAGACCCCGAAAUGCCAAAGAGAAUGUACAUACACCCAGACAGCCCUGCUACGGGGGAGCAGUGGAUGUCCAAAGUCGUCACUUUCCACAAACUGAAACUCACCAACAACAUAUCGGAUAAACACGGAUUUACUUUGGCCUUCCCAAGCGAUCACGCAACCUGGCAGGGGAAUUAUAGUUUUGGGACCCAGACCAUACUCAACUCUAUGCAUAAGUACCAGCCCCGGUUCCACAUCGUCAGAGCCAAUGAUAUUUUGAAACUGCCUUAUAGUACAUUUCGCACAUACCUGUUCCCGGAAACAGAAUUCAUUGCCGUGACUGCCUACCAAAAUGACAAGAUAACUCAGUUAAAAAUAGACAACAAUCCUUUUGCAAAAGGUUUUCGGGACACUGGAAAUGGCAGGAGAGAAAAAAGAAAGCAGCUCACCCUGCAAUCCAUGAGGGUAUUUGAUGAGAGACACAAGAAGGAGACUGGGACUUCAGACGAGUCCUCCAGUGAGCAGGCAGCCUUCAACUGCUUUGCCCAGGCCUCCUCUCCGGCUGUGUCUACUGUGGGGACAUCCAACCUCAAAGAUGCGUGUCCCAGCGAAGCCGAAAGUGACGCCGAGGCCGAAAGCAAGGAGGAGCACGGCACCGAGGCCUGCGACGCUGCUAAGAUUUCCACCACCACCGCGGAGGAGCCAGGCCGAGACAAGGGCAGCCCGGCCACCAGGGCGCAACUGUUCCCCGCGGAACCCGGCCGGGCCAGAGACACCGCGCGGCUGGACAAGGCAUCGCCAGAUUCGCGCCACAGCCCGGCCACCAUCUCAUCCAGCACGCGCGUCCCGGGAGCCGAGGAGCGCAGGAGCCCCGGACGCGAAGGUCCAGGCGCUGCCAAGGUGGAUGAGGCGCGCCCACUGCCCACCAAGGACGCCUUCGCGCCACUGUCAGUGCAGACCGACGCCGCCGCGCACCUGGCGCAGGGGCCCCUUCCAGGCUUGGGUUUUGCCCCAGGCCUAGCCGGCCAGCAGUUCUUCAACGGGCACCCCCUCUUCUUGCACCCCAGCCAGUUCGCCAUGGGCGGCGCCUUCUCCAGCAUGGCUGCGGGCAUGGGGCCCCUGCUGGCCACAGUUUCCGGGGCAUCCCCCGGCCUCCCGGGCCUGGAUUCCACAGCCAUGGCCUCCGCUGCCGCAGCGCAGGGACUGUCCGGGGCUUCGGCUGCCACCCUGCCCUUCCAUCUUCAACAACAUGUUCUGGCCUCCCAGGGCUUGGCCAUGUCGCCUUUUGGGAGCCUCUUUCCUUACCCCUACACAUACAUGGCAGCUGCAGCUGCGGCUUCCUCAGCGGCCGCCUCCAGUUCCGUGCACCGCCAUCCGUUCCUCAACUUGAACAGCAUGCGCCCCAGGCUGCGUUACAGUCCAUAUUCCAUCCCGGUUCCAGUACCUGAUAGCAGCAGCCUGCUGGCCACUGCGUUGCCAUCUAUGGCUUCCGCCGCAGGGCCCCUAGACGCCAAGGCAGCCGCCCUGGCGGCCAGCCCGGCCUCGGUGGCUGUGGACUCGGGGUCGGAACUGAACAGCCGCUCCUCCACGCUGUCCUCCAGCUCAGUGUCCUUGUCACCCAAACUCUGCUCAGAGAAGGAGGCAGCUACCAGUGAACUGCAGAGCAUCCAGCGGCUGGUCAGUGGCUUGGAAGCCAAGCCGGACAGGUCCUGCAGCGGGUCCCCUUAA
Molecule: messenger RNA, 2232 nt
Organism: Cricetulus griseus (Chinese hamster)
Lineage: Eukaryota; Metazoa; Chordata; Mammalia; Rodentia; Cricetidae
Source: RefSeq, a predicted model, not a curated record